GUGGAGUGGACGGGCGGAACUAAACAGUUGGCGCUACAUCGAAUGGGCUAACAAUGUACGGAUCAAAGACCACUGCUGUAAAGCCCCAGAGGGCACAAUCAUCGCGGGAUGAGCUGAUUAAUAACCGCUACAACCUAUCGGAGCCAGAAGGUGUUUAUCCAUUGGAUGGGUCACACUCCGGUAUCAAUAAGUACCCAGACUUCCAGCCUUGGAAGCACACCAUUAAGGAGGACCACAUUGCCGUGGAUCAUCUGCAAAGAGGGUACUUUGAAUCACCGCAAGUUGGCAAUGAGCUUCUAUCCGCUCGAAACAUCAUGCAUCAGUUGCUCAGGUCGAAGAACUCUCUGGAAUCGCUGUCCUCGAACGUGUUGAUGGCGAUGGACCUCCGUGCUCGGAACAACAGGGUUGGGCCUGGUACGUAUAAGCCACCUCCAAGGGUCACCUUAACUGACCAGAAGAGGGAGAAUUGGCUGAAGGAUCUUGCUAAUAGUGAGGUCCCCCUGAGGAAGCUGGCUAGGACUAUCCCACACGGUGUUAGAAACAAAACGCUGAUUGAACAGUGUGUCUCUAAGAAGAUCCCCAUAACAAGGGCCAUUUGGUUUGUUCGCUGUGUCAGUACAAACGAGCUACGUGGGCUGAAAAGGAAAGGUGGAGCCAACAUCGAAUACACAUGGGUGCAAGAAUGGACCACCCAGGUGUUGGAAUUUAUUGAAAAGUUGUCUCACGACUACCUCAAAUUCGAGUCGUUUCAACAGGCAAAGGAAAGUUGGAAGACGAAUGUCAGCUAUCUGCUAAGAUUUGUAUCAAACUUGUACAUUGAAAACUUGGUGGACAAAGACAGCAUCAAAUUUUGGAUCUUGAAGUUCUUCAAACUUUGCAAGAUAUACGAAUUGCCCUUGGCUUUGACAAUUAUAAAGAUGUUCUGGAAUGAGAUCUCCAAGACUGAUUAUAUCAUAAAGGAAAUUACUGAAACCAUCAUACUGCGGUACAGUGUUGUUUCUUCGUGCAAAAACCUGCUGGAGGCAAAGGAUAUCAUCAUCACAGACCAACAGUUAAACGAUAACAUCAAGUCGAAGAUAAUGAAGGAACUGAAAUUUUUAUUGAUGAAUUCAUUCUCACAAUCCAUCGAUAACUUUAUCUUGCCCAACAACUGGGAUCAACUAUCACCGAUAAUUGGUGAUAUCUUGGACUUGACAGACUCCAAAACAAAGAAAAAAUUUGACAUUAUAAACUACAGAAAUGAAUCCUUGAUGAUAAAUUAUUCUCUGAACAAGAACAGAGAAGUUAGAGAUGUCAUUUCUGUAUUGGAUAAAUUGGAAGGUGAAAUUGAUUAUGACAAUAUCAUUUCUUUGAUACUGAAAGACGACUGGAAGUUCAAUGUUAAACUAGUGCUUCAAUGGUCAUUGACAAGGUUUAGAUACAGAACUUCUCGUGUUUAUUUGUUUACGGAGUUGUGCAAAAGGCUUAAAACACAUCCUUCUGUGUCUUUGAAAGCACUUGAACAGGAAAUUCUCGAAUCGGUAUUCAGUUUAUCUUUGAACCCUACAGAUCUUAUCCUGGAUGACCUUUUCCUACUAUUGAAUCAACUCAUCCAGAUUAAGGUAUUCAAAGUUCCAAUAUAUCUCCGCCGCUUGAUUAGCUCGGGGUUGAUAUAUCAAAAUGAUAACCACUUAGAAAAGCAAGUACAUGCAUCGAUAUUGAUGAACUUGAAACCGCAAAAGGGAUCUCAAACUUCUUUGAUCUUGAAAAAUCUUUCUGAGUUUAACGGAGAAGGAAUGGACUACGAUGAAAUGAUAAAACUAGGACUAUCCAUUCUCCAUGACAAUUCGGAUAGGACUUUGGAGAACUUGCAUUUCCUCAAAAGUAUGCCUGUUGGUGUUAAGCUGCAGUUAUCAGAGUUGUACUUAUCAAAGAUCUUGGAGAGGGAAAAUCUAUUCCCUUUGAUAACGUAUACUGAGUUACGGAAAAUAUUAGAGACUCUACUCUCGCUGGGAGAUAUGAACAGUGUCACAAGACUCAUAGUGAAAGCACUUGAUAGCCAAAAUCUGGAAAGAGAGGAAUUCUUACUUUUGACCGAAUGUAUCCUCACAAAUUUACAACUGGUAUCCUUCAUUGUGAACAUUGACGAUAUUGUUUUGUCAAUUCUUCAAAAUUCCAAUAGACUGAUGCUGUCGACGUCAAUGAUAAAAUUUUGGCAAGCUUUCAACAAAUCUUUCAAAUCAAAGUAUUCAGAUGAUAUAGAGAAAAACAUCAACCAAAAGGGUGUUGAGUACGAUUUGGCCACUAUUAUGAUGGCUAUCUCUGAAUCCGAACUUGGCAUAACAUAUGACCAGCUCAUCCAAGAAAGUUCGUUCCAUAACAACUUCCAAGUUUUGAUCAGAAGUUUGUUUAACAACACUUCAUGUGAUAGCAAAGGAAAGGCUAUAAUCAUUCUUAUGAAGGUUUUGAAAUUCCAUAACACAGCAGAGUUCAAUAGAAUUGUCUUCGUGCACAUAAAGAAGACAUACAGCAGUUCGACGGAGUUGUUGAAGUACGAGCCGCUGUGGGAUAUCAUUAUUUACGAUCUGGUCUCAGUUCAGAUGAUUUUUGAGACGUUUCUAAGCUUCAAUUCUCAGAUUCAUCUUUCCUUCAUCUUGGAUCUUUUGUUCAAGGAAUCUACACCAUCGGAGCCUCAUGAUUUUUUUAAGCUUUCACUUUUACGAGAACAAUUCAAGAGAGAAAAUCCAAAGACAAUGAUAAACCUCAUCAAGAUGUCACUUUCAGAAUCAGAUAUAAAGAUGGAAUCAAUACAAUCAGAUUCCGCUGAUAUCAUAAACACCAUUAUGGAUAAUACAACAUCGAGUACAUAUAAGUCAGAACAGUUGGCUGUGUUUUUGGAUAUUUUGAUAUCUGAUCAGAAAAUGGUUGUUGCUGCUAUUGAAAAUGAGGAUGAUGCGUUGAAAAAUAAGAUCAUCAUAUGGUUAAAUGAGACCAUUUUCAACCGUCCAGAAGAUAUUGCCAUUGACUAUAUUUGUGCCUCAAGACUUGUUGAAAAUAUCAAAAGGGAGAACAGGUUCAACCUCCCAUUGAUGCAGUUACUGUUCAAGUUGAAAUUGAAUCAAAACAUUCCAGAAGAUGAUUUAGUGACUGUUCUAAAGGCUGUUAUCUUGAGAUCAACGAAAGAAAAGACUUUGAGUUUUAUCUUUGAGCUUUUAGAUGUCCCAUUGAAAAUCAAGCUUAUCCACUUUUUGGAGAUGAUCUUCCUAAGCUCUCCAAGUUUCCCUUCUGUGAAUAUCAACGAUCAACGACUCGAUCUCACUUGUUUGAGUGAUUCGCUAGUUGCACUUUCGAGUGGAACGCAGAAUGUUACAUUAUCUGAUGAGUUGGUGUUCUCCUUGGACGUAUCACUUGAUCAUCUCAAUAAAGUGAUCGCUCAGGGUGAUAGGGAUGUUCAAGUGUUGUAUUCUGCAAUCUCUUUGUUUUUAAAAAUCAUCAUCAUCCACAAGGGCUUCCUCAUAAACAUCCUUAUUGAGAGAAAUACCAUAAAGGAGAGUUUUUUGAAUAACCUGGUUAACCUUUUGAGCACGACCGUUGUCUCCAGCAACUUGAAGCUGAAGAAUCUACUUUAUGACCUGAUUCUGUCGAUCAAAUCAAGCAUCAAUGAGAUCAACUCAAGCCAGGUACACAACGUCAAACUUCCCGUAUCUAUCAUCAAUCUUCCAAGUAUUUCUUCAAACGCUGGGAAGUCAAAGGCUGCACUGGUCAAUAAGCAAAACCUACACGAUUUUAACUGUGUUUUGGACUUGUAUCUGUAUCACAAGACUACGUGCUCAUUCCAUGAGUUUAACAUCAAGCCAUUCGAUAUGGUUGAGGAUUCCAAUCCGAUUGAAAAUUUAAACGACACUGCAGUGAGUCUUCAACUGUUUGAAGCAUCGAUAGAGAGAAAGAAUCCAACUUAAGAGAGAAGAAUGAAUAUUUACUUUGUGAAUGAAGUGUUUAUAACCUAUCGAU
Williopsis jadinii is the source of this 3990-nucleotide messenger RNA. It is a transcript of the gene SRB8, whose product is annotated as Srb8p. The record is from RefSeq and is a predicted model, not a curated record. Gene Ontology annotation, biological process: regulation of transcription by RNA polymerase II. Gene Ontology annotation, cellular component: mediator complex. NCBI's taxonomy places the organism in Eukaryota, Fungi, Ascomycota, Saccharomycetes, Phaffomycetales, Wickerhamomycetaceae. The coding region runs from base 54 to 3938 and encodes 1294 amino acids. Gene Ontology annotation, molecular function: transcription coregulator activity. The transcript has a single exon.